Molecule: messenger RNA, 1829 nt
Organism: Quercus lobata
Lineage: Eukaryota; Viridiplantae; Streptophyta; Magnoliopsida; Fagales; Fagaceae
Product: extra-large guanine nucleotide-binding protein 3-like
Exons: 2
Coding region: 686-1801 (371 amino acids)
Source: RefSeq, a predicted model, not a curated record
UCACAAAAAAAAAAAAAGUUGAACAUUUUACACUCUUACUAAAAGUAAUUUGAUCAUUUCUUUUUAUUCUUUGAAUGAUCUUCCUUUGAAUUUAGAAUCCUUCUUUGUUCUAAGUUUCUUGGUCUUUGCUUUUCUUUGUUUUUUUCUUUUGUGUGUGUCUGUUUUUAUGUUUUUAGUUUGUUUAUAAUUUGUUUGACUAUGAUUUUUUCAACGCUUGGACUAGUAAUCCAAAUGGGCUAUGUGCCUAAGCCUAAAGUUUGAAGCUUUUAUAAAAAUUGGGUGAUAUAUAGCAAGUUGGGUUUUCCCGAUUUCGACUGCCAAAAAUAUUUGAAUGGGCUUUGUUUAUUAUUGUUGGAAAGUCAGGAUUGGACUCUAAAAAGAGUUGAAUUUGUCUUUCAUUUCAAUUGAAUUUGGCUGAAAUUUCAAAUCAGUUUUAUGAUUUUAUAUCCUUUUCAAGUUUGGUGGUUUCCAAAGUACGACCGUUUUGGAUUGCGGCUGCCUGCUUGAUGAUGACUAUUUAAUUCAACUUGGUUAAUUCUGUGUGCAUCUUGCAGUGAUUGAAACAUUUCUAGUUUUACUAAGCUAAUAGGAUUGUUAAUUUGCAUCAGACAUGGUUGUGUGUUUCUCUUAGUGAUAUAGAUAUAGUAUAGAUAGAAGUUUUGAAGAUCUAGCUAGUGGAAGUGAAAUGGAGCAAAAGGGGCAAGAGAACUGGAGAGAAAUGGUGAAAAAGAUGCUCCCACCUGGAGCUUCUCUCCCUGAAGAUGCCACUAAUCUUGAUUACUCUAUUGCUAUGGAGUACGAGGGCCCGCCUGUUUCUUAUGAAGUCCCCAGGGUGGAACCCCUUGAUGUAAAUUCGCGUGCAAUCCCAACUGCAGAACCGUUAUCUUCUGAAUCACAAAUCCAUAUCAAUAUGGGUCCUCCAGUAUCAAUCCCUCUGCCGGUGUCUUGUUUUGCUGGUGUCACCACGAGUUCACCAACUCAAAGUGCGAGGGUGUCAGGUAGUUCUGAGUCUGUAGUGUCUGUCUUGCAAAACCCUGAUUUUUCUUCAGCCUCUCCUUCAGCUUCUCCCGGUUCGGUUAAUAACCCUCCUAGAAAGGUGGUUGUUAAUGAAGUAAGGAGAGCACCUGUAGUCACUUUUAAUACUGUUGAUAGAUCUGAGAGGAAAGAGGCUGACGUGGAGAAGCCAGAUUUCAUGGAAUAUGUUGGGGUUUCAAAGGAAAAGAAGAAAAACAGAAGCAGAGUUUGUUAUAGAUGCAGAAAAGGAAAGUGGGAAACGAAGGAGUCCUGCCUAGUAUGUGAUGCUAAGUAUUGCAGCAAUUGUGUGCUUAGGGCAAUGGGUUCAAUGCCUGAAGGGCGCAAGUGUGUAACUUGCAUUCAUCAGCCUAUUGAUGAAUCCAAGCGUUUGAAACUGGGUAAACAUUCAAGGGUAUUAUCUCGAUUACUCAGUCCUUUGGAAGUCAAGCAGAUUAUGAAGGCAGAGAAAGAAUGUUCUGCUAAUCAGCUUCGACCAGAACAGCUAAUUGUCAAUGGAUUCCCUCUAAAGCCAGAAGAGAUGGCAGAAUUACUUGGAUGUCCUUUGCCUCCUCGAAAGUUGAAGCCUGGUAGAUAUUGGUAUGACAAGGAAUCUGGUCUAUGGGGAAAGGAGGGAGAAAAACCAGAUAGAAUCAUAAGUUCAAACUUAAAUUUCACUGGAAAACUAACCCCUGAUGCAAGCAAUGGGAAUACUGAAGUUUACAUCAAUGGCCGAGAAAUUACAAAGCUUGAAUUGAGGGUACUACGGGUAAGCCCUUUGGCUUAUUAACUGGAUAUGUGUAUUAUUUCUUUUGUUA